UCUUCAUGCAUUAUCGUUUUGAAGGGAAACGGAAUUUGUUUUUCCACUUUUAAUUAUUAAACAUUUCCUAAAUAAAUGUUAUUAAAUCGCAAAUUCAUCGCUUUUAUAUAAACAAAAUAGUUAAUAAAAACGAAAAUGGAUCACAGGAGUCUUCAUGCUCCUGUCGACUUCAAUAAGUCCAUCGAGGAGAUGACACCAGAAGAAAAAGCAAGAUAUGAUCACCAGAUGAUGCAUGAAAAACACAAGGGUCAUGAAGCAAUGCACUCGGAAAUUGUGCUAAUUUUGUUUGUAACUUUAAUUAUAGCACAAAUAGCUCUAGUACAAUGGAAAAAGAAACAUUAUAAGUCAUAUUCUGCCGUCACAUUGCUGGCAAUGUGGGUCAUACCAUUAGGCAUAUCAUUCUUCUACGGUUUCAUACGCUUUAUAAUUAUAUGGUCCAUAUUUUCCAUUAUCACAGCUGUUGUGAUAAGAAAAGCUAUAAGUAAACCCAUUGAAGGAUCUACGCCAAGAUUGGUCUACAAAUGGUUUUACUUUAUUUACAAAUUAAGCUAUGGUCUGGGCAUUGUGGGCUAUCUGAUAAUGAUGGCCACAUUUUUGGGUUUUAAUUUCAUAUUCAAUCAGGCACCACAUAUUUGGAUGGAUGUCGGUCUUAUGUUUGUAUUCUAUGGCCUUUACAUUGGUGUUUUGGGUAGGGAUAUUUCGGAGAUAUGUUCAGAGAGAAUGGCAUCAUUAGUGGGGUACUACACGCCCCAGGGAAUUCCCACCAGACAUUUGGAGGAAAAUGUUUGUGCUGUCUGCGGUAAUCAAUUGUUGGUUAGUGAAAAGGAAGAAGGCAUCAUAGAGAACACAUAUAAACUAUCGUGUAAUCAUGUGUUCCAUGAAUUCUGCAUACGUGGCUGGUGUAUUGUUGGCAAAAAACAAACAUGCCCCUAUUGCAAGGAAAAAGUUGAUCUCAAAAAGAUGUUCUGUAAUCCAUGGGAACGUCCACAUGUCCUGUAUGGUCGUCUCUUGGACUGGAUUCGUUUUUUGGUAGCAUGGCAACCAUUAAUAUUCUUCAUUGUACAGGGAAUUAACUAUGCUUUAGGCUUAGAAUAGUAACAGUUUCCCUUAAUUUCCUAGUCAAGCUAUAGUUGUACAAGACAGCCAGACACACUCAUACCUAAAUAUAGCAAAUAGAAAUUAUAUUUUCACAUGCCAUUUUUUCUCGUUUUUGGGUUAACUUUUGUGUUUUUCGUUUAACUUAUUUUUUUUUGUUCUCCCACCAAAAAACAAAAUAUAAACAUUGUUUUCUUUUAUAAGUGAUUUAGCUAUUAAAAAAUAAAGUCAACAGAAAAUAUGUAUAAUUUCAUUUUAUACAACCAAAAAUAAAACAUGCCUUUUCAAGAA
Messenger RNA from Musca domestica (house fly), 1386 nucleotides. RefSeq names its product E3 ubiquitin ligase Rnf121-like. The record is from RefSeq and is a predicted model, not a curated record. Gene Ontology annotation, molecular function: ubiquitin protein ligase activity; metal ion binding. The transcript has 7 exons. The coding region runs from base 136 to 1095 and encodes 319 amino acids. Lineage: Eukaryota; Metazoa; Arthropoda; Insecta; Diptera; Muscidae. Gene Ontology annotation, cellular component: endoplasmic reticulum membrane; Golgi membrane.